ACUAAUUUGUUACUCAGCUCAAACUUGCGUGGCAAUUGACAUAGCUACCCCGAGGAAUUAACCGUGACAAGGGCGAGGAUCGUCAUUUCAGUCAAAAGACCUUACUGCUUCUUCUUACGGCACAGUAGUUCGUUCAGUCCACCACUACCAGUAGAACGUUACGUGCUCUCUCACUUUCUGCCGGUUUUACGGCCUCUCACUUUCCAUACUCAUUGACAAUUACCAUUUUACCCCGCUCCACCACUCUCCUUUCCUGGUUUCCUAACUUCCCACUCACUUAACCCUCUGCUCUCGCCAGCCGCCUCCCACAAACCCCUUUCUCUCGCUGCUCGCCACCGGCAAUUAUGGCGACCACCCUGAACCCACAUUCCGCUCUCCCCUUCCUCUUCCUUCUCCUUCUCACCCCCACACUCUCCGCAACCACCGCCAACCCAGAUUUAGCCCCAUUAAUGGAAUUCAAAGCCGCUUCCGAUCCAACCAACCGCCUCUCCGACUGGAACCCUUCCUCCGCCGACCCCUGCAACUUCACCGGCGUCACCUGCCUCAAAAACAGAGUAACCCGACUCGUCCUCGAGAACCUGAACCUCACCACCACCUCUUCACAUCUCCACCUCCGCCCACUCGCUUCCCUGACUCACCUCCGAGUCCUCAGCCUCAAGUCCAACUCGCUCGCCGGCCCGCUCCCCGAUUCCCUCUCCAAUUUGACCUCCCUCAAGCUCCUCUUCCUCUCCCACAACAGGUUCUCGGGCGAAUUCCCUCUCUCCCUCCUCUCCCUCUCCCGCCUCUACCGCCUGGAUCUCGCCCACAACAACUUCUCCGGUUCCAUCCCUGCGGGGCCCACCACGCUCAGCCGUUUGACCCACCUGUUGACUCUCCGCCUCGAGGACAACAAUUUCACCGGCUCCAUCUCUUCCUUAGUCCUGCCGCCGUCGCUCCGCGAUUUCAACGUCUCCGGCAACCGCCUCUCCGGUGGGAUCCCCAAAUCGAUGUCCGGCUUCCCUACCUCCGCUUUCUCCCGCAACAACGCUCUCUGCGGGGAACCGUUGGCUCAACCCUGCAAAUCCGGGUCGCUGGACCCCACAAUCCCAGGAUCCGGCGGAGCAAUUUCGUCUCCGGGAAGCAGUGGUAGCAAGCCGACGGAGGUUGUGGCGUCGUCGCCAAGCUCGCUGCCGACGGCGGCGGCGAAGGAAGCGGGAAAGCCGACGACGACGAACACAACGCCGUCGAAGAUAGGUCCAGCGGCAGUAAUCGCGAUCAUCCUCGGCGACCUUCUGGUCCUGGCGGUGGUCUCCCUCCUCCUCUACUGCUACUUCUGGCGCAACUACGCCGCCAAGAUGAAGCUCCGGAAAGGAGGCGGAGGCGGACCAGGAGGAAAGCUUUCUGCGACGGCGGAGACGGAGAAGAUCGUGUACUCGUCGAGCCCGUACCCGAACCCGAAUCCGACCGGGUCGGCCCACGCGGGCGGCGGGCCCCGGAUGAUGAUGGUGUUCUUCGAAGGAGCCAAGAGGUUCGAGCUGGAGGAUCUGCUGAGGGCGUCGGCGGAGAUGCUGGGGAAAGGCGCGUUCGGGACGGCGUACAAGGCCGUGCUCGACGACGGCAAUGUGGUGGCGGUGAAGCGGCUCAAGGACGCCAAUCUCGUCGGCGGCGGGAGCGCCGCCGCCAAAUUCGAGCAGCAGAUGGAGGUGCUGGGGAGGCUCCGGCAUCCCAAUCUGGUGAGCCUGAGAGCCUACUACUUCGCCAGGGAAGAGAAGCUCCUCGUCUACGACUACAUGGCCAACGGCAGCCUCUUCUGGCUUCUCCACGGUAACAGGGGACCUGGGAGGACGCCGCUGGACUGGACCACAAGGCUGAAGAUAGCAGCCGGAGCAGCCCGGGGCUUGGCUUUCAUCCACUCCUCCUGCAAAGCACUCAAGCUCACCCAUGGCAACAUCAAGUCCACCAACGUCCUCCUCGACCGCUCCGGCAAUGCCCGAGUCUCCGACUUCGGCCUCUCCACAUUCGCCUCCUCCUCCUCUUCCUCCGCGCCCAGAGCCAACGGGUACCGAGCUCCGGAAUCCGGUCCGGAUUCCAGGAAGCUGACACAGAAAUCCGACGUGUAUUCCUUCGGGGUGCUGCUGCUCGAGCUGCUCACGGGGAAGUGUCCUUCCUUAGCAGACUGCGGAGUUGGGAUGGGAGGUGGAUAUGGCGGCGGCGGUGGCGGGGUGGUUGACUUGCCGAGGUGGGUGCAGUCGGUGGUGAGGGAAGAGUGGACGGCGGAGGUGUUCGAUUUGGAGCUGAUGAGGUACAAGGACAUCGAGGAGGAGAUGGUGGGCCUGCUGCAGAUUGCGAUGACGUGUACCUCGCCGGUGCCGGAUCAGCGGCCGAAGAUGAGCCAGGUGGUGAAGAUGAUCGAGGAGUUGAGAGGUGGUACCGAGGUUUCUCCUGCUCAUGAGGGCUUUGACUCUGUCUCGGAUUCGCCUUCGCUGUCGGAGGACACUGCUGGUGGUGGUGCCACCAGCCAGUAGUGAGAAAAAAAAAGGAUAGGUCAAAAUCCACGACAACUAGGUAGCUAGGCAGUAAAAGACGAGUAACCGAUUCGUUGUUUGUUUGGUUGUUAAUGUUAUUUGUAGUCUUGUGUUUUAACUUUAGUAACCACUGUUAUUUACUUCACUGUUGGAACGGUAACAAGGUAAAAGCUCUAUGGGUAUUGGGUGGGGUGAAUUAAUGGUGAUUGUAGUUAUGUUUUGGCGGCUUGCCUUCUCGGUAGUCGGUAACAAUUCUCAUACAAGUGGAAGUUACUGUACCUACCUCAUUCCCAAUGGUUUUGUAUUUAUUUGGGCUUAAGCAUGAAGCCUUUUUAGGCUUUAGCGCGGCUCCCCCAAAUCCCAAUAGGCCUUAGAGUUGCCGGCCCAAUUCAUCUGGAUGUUUGUUUAGGACACAUUGUGUAGCAUACUAGAUACUACUAGGGAUGACAAAGAAAAAAAAAUUACUACUAGGGAUGACAAACGAGUUCGGGUGGAGCUGGAGGGCUUGAGAUACAGUUAGUAACCUAAGAUUACUGAUUUGUGAGUAACUCACCCGGAGUCGUUGAUCUAGGAUGGAGCGAUCAUGUGGUUGGGAAUGAUGCGGGAUGAGGAGGGGUAUUUUUGUCCGCUUUUUGAAUUUUUAAUUAUUUUUUUUAAUUUGCUCAGCAUUUAUUAAUUAGCUUUGCAUGGAGGGGAGAGAGUUAGUGUCUUAUCUCUGCAGCUCUCUUUUCUUCUUUCUUUGUUCCUUUCUCUCUGCCAAACUCCUUCUUCUCUAGAUCUAAUCUCUUAUUAUGUUCUUCUUUUUUUCUCUCUAGCAAUCUCCUUUUUUCUUUGUUCCUUUCUCUCUUCCCAUCUCCUUCUUCUCUAGAUCUAAUCUCUUAUUCUGUUCUUCAUUUUUUCUCUAUAGCAAUCGAUAAAGGAAAGUGCAGCCUCCUUUUUUCAAGUACUCGGCUUCAAAAUUGGUGACGCUCCAUAUCGACCAAGAGGGGACAGAUCUAGGUGAGUCGAGUUUGCAUGUUUUAGUUUUAGUUUAUGGAUUUUCAAUUCCAAUCUUCCUCAUUUUUUCUUCUUUUAGUGUUCUCGUUUGCUGCGGAGGAAAGGAGAGGAGGCAGAAGAAAGGCAUGUGAAGUACGUCUUAGUUUUAUGUAUAUUGUUGUUACCAUACUAUACCAUGGUGGUAUUGUGUGGUAACUAGAUGUAUAUUGUGAUUACCAUACUAUACCAUAUGGUAAUGUGUGGUAAUCGACAUCAAUUCAGAGAAAGGAGAUUCAGAAGACAAUGAAGGGAACAAGAAAGC
Molecule: messenger RNA, 3801 nt
Organism: Linum trigynum
Lineage: Eukaryota; Viridiplantae; Streptophyta; Magnoliopsida; Malpighiales; Linaceae
Source: the annotation of a GenBank genome assembly